Molecule: messenger RNA, 12101 nt
Organism: Spirodela intermedia
Lineage: Eukaryota; Viridiplantae; Streptophyta; Magnoliopsida; Alismatales; Araceae
Source: the annotation of a GenBank genome assembly
AUGGGCAACGGAGACGCGGAUGCGGACGAGCCUGAGAAAAAGAAACGUCUCCUUACCGCCGUCUCGUCCUCUCCCAUGGCGAGGAGCACCAAUGGUCCUCUUUCUCCAGAUGACAAGGCCGUAAGUUCUGAAACCUUCUCCCUACCCGGAGGCGGUGCUUUUUCUCGCGCGUGGUCUCUCGUCCCGCUUGAUUGCCUGUACGACAUCUAUCUGCCAUUUCUGUUGGGAUAAAGGCCAUUUCUGUUUGUUUGAGUUGAUCUGAGAGGUCAGCGAUUGAAAUGCAGGGAAAUUGGUUUUGAACGAUUAGUAGGGCGGAAUUCUAGAAAAAUACGCGUGUAAUACCAAUUAACCAUGCGGUUUAUGUUGUUUUAGGCAAUCGACUCUCUAUCAAAACGUGAAUGUUUUGUUCUGCUCUGGCUUAUAUAAUGACUUUGCUUUAAAACAAAUGAUUAUUUGGAGAAAAUUUGCACAAGUUCUGAUUCAGAACUGGUCGAUUUCAGAAACCAUACUAUAGUUUAUUUUUAUUCACUUUCCUUCUUUGUCCAUGUCUUGGUGUUAUUAUUAUUAGUCCUUCGGUUAUUGUUAUUAUUUUUCUAUGCGCAGUGGGGUAUUCUGUGUUGUUUGUCGAAGGUGAACCAUUGGGAUGGGAUCUAGGGACAUUUUCUUGUGUGUGGUGGCACAUGGGAAAAAGGUAGUUGAGCGUGCUCAUCAAAACAGUUCAAGCUGAUAAGACGGGGCUCAGAAGUACCCAGGAAUCUUCUGGUCCUAGUUCUGGUGGCUUUAGAAGUUGAGGAUCGAUGCCCCGUGAAGAUCUUAAGCCUAUAUUUUUUCGUGAUUGAAGUGCUUCCGAUGCAGAGAAAGUGAUCGAUCACAUGGUCAAUCCUAUUCGAAUUCCAUUAACCGGCUCUAGGCAAUAAUGGACCAGGUCCUAACAAGUCAGUACUACUAGGUUGGAUCCUAGAUAACGAAUGUGUAUCGUUCAACUAGAUCAAAUGUGAUUCUCACGUUAUGUUUCUCAAGUUUAACUGCUCAAACAAACAAAGUCUGCUGAAUGUUUUCCCCCAAUGUAUGUAGUUCAUGGUUACACAGCACGUAUGUAUCUGCCCGAACAGAACUUCUGGUGUCAGUCUUGUUAAAACUCCAUGGCUUAAAGUUGCUAAACCCAUUUGUAAUCCAUAGUAAUGAAAUUAGGUUGAAAUGGUGUCACUUUGUCCUGCUGAUAUAUUUUCAUUAAUAAUUUUUGAAAUAUGUAACAAAGCAUCAAAUCAAUUGUGUUGAUAUGUGUUUGGUUUGUUGAAUUGAUUAGCAUUUUUUAAGGUUUUUAGUGGAAGAUGCUUGUUACUAUGAUUCGAACUUCAGUAAACUUUGAAGAUACAUCCACGACGUUGAAAAGUAAGCACUGAGGUUUUCAUAGAAUAACAGCCAAAUUAUAACUUUUAUAUAAAAAUUACAUUUAUAUCCAUACAGAUACUUGUUUAUAUUCUAUUUUUAUCUUUUUUAAUUAUAUAUGGCGACAAACAUUGGUGUUCAUGUCAACACAUGACAGCCGUUUUUUUCUUAGGCUGUGAGUGUUUUAGGUUUUCAUAUUCUAUUUAUAUGAUUCUGAUUUUAAUUUAAAUGCGACAUUCCCUGCUAGAACUGUCGCGUUAGUCAUAUUUUGUUGCUGGUUGACAGAAAGAAAAGAGUUAUUGCAUCCUGUAGUACUUAAGUUACUCUUGUACUUUCUCACAUUUUUUUCACUGUUUUUCAUCUGCAAAUGGUCUUGCCGUUCUCGAUUUUUGCAUUACGAUUCUAGUGGUUCUUGUUCUGCGCUUUUCUUGUUCACAAAAACUCUUGCUUCCUUUCAAAGCCUGCAGCUACAUACGUGCCUUUCCCCUCCUAUCUCUUUUUUGAAAAUAAUGGAAUGCUCCUGUAACCAUAUUUUCUGUAAAAAAACCCCUUUAUUUUGCUGCUGGCUACUGUCAGGCAUAGUGUAAGUUGCUCAUCUUUUUUCCAAAUCCAAGGUACCCCUUUUUUUUUGAAUGAUUAUUUUUGGAAUUACCAUGAGACAAAAUCAUGCUAUCCGCUUCUACGGUUCCUCAACACUCUCCCUUGACAGGUGCUAUCCGCAUAUGAAUCCCUCUUUCCCCUCUUUGAGUGGUUCAAGUUAUUUUGAUAACUCGCAUAAGAAAUUGUCAACUUUGAGCAUUUAGAUGCAUUGGACUAACUCCCCCAUUUAGUUGUAAUUAAGCCACUCUCCUAGCGUCUUUGUUUCAUCACACGGUUGUCUGGAAUCCAAACAUGCCUCCUCCCCCUGGAAUAUUUGACUUGGCAGGCUUCUACUUCCUCUUUGUAUGCAUUAUCAGUUUUUAUUUCGUCGAGAAAUCAGAUGGGGAAGUCCUUUCAAGGCAUUUAAAUAUUUAGAUAUUCCUCACUGACGAAGAAGGACCACUUUUGCAGGUGCCUGAACAUUGGAACGAACUGUCCUCCCUUUAGUCGCCUACAGCUCUAGAUGCGUGGUUCUUUUGUUUAAUUUUUUAUGAGCUUUCAAGAGCAAGUACUGGGUUCCUUCGUGGUUUCCAUGCAUCCUCUUCUCGGACUUGCGAGUAUUUCACAUUCUAGAAGGCAAACAUCAUCACCAUCCACCUGCUGAAUCAAAGAUAUCUUGGACUAUCAUAAUACUCUACCACCUUAAUACCAUUUUUUCUGUCUUAUCUUUGCAAGCCUUCUCUCUUUUACUUGGUUUCGUGAUCGCCUUUUGCUUAAAAGGUCAAGUGCUUUAUUCUCCAAUCCUCUUCUUUCUACCUCUAGUUAUCUCUAAGAACUCUUAAAUUACAGGAAAUGUGGCCUGCUUUCAGUUCCUUUUAUUCUAUAAUACAAAUUUCUUUUCCAAUGAAUUUCCAAUGAUAGCAAGGCAAAAUUUAAAGCAUUCAUUAGUGUCUUCAGGUUGAUGCAGCAGCACUCCAGUACCAGAAUCAAAUACUUGUUCAGCUUUUAGAGGCCCAAAAAAGCGAAACGCAUGCGCUUGAAAAGAAGUUCAAGGAAUUAGAGGAGAAGCAGGAUGUUUAUGAUGAAACAUUGAUUGCUGUGAAUAAGCUUUGGAAUCAGGUCUUUCUGAAGUUACUUUUUUUUUCUCUUACAUCUCUUGUUUACACUGUGAUUUAUAUUUUACUUUCCUCCAUAAAUGCAGUUGGUCGAUGAUUUGAUUUUGCUCAAGACACUAGCUGGAGGAGACCCCAGUGGGCUACAGGCUUUGGACGAAGCAGAUAUCUCUAGAGGUUUUGAUCAGUAGUUUCCUCACUUAUUAGAUAUAUAUACAGGCUUUGUCUUUCAUUAAUUCAUCCCCUGAUCUAUGAAUGUAAUUUAUUUUAUUGUCAAAAUUUCUAGGAGUCACUCCAUCGUGUCCUCCAGAGGAGACAUUUCUUUGUCGACUUCUACAGGCAGAAAAUAUUGAAAAAAGUAAACAGAGUGAAAUCAUCAAAUAUAUUCAGGAAGCCCUUGCAGUGCGCCAUUCGUCCACAAUGGUUUUGAUGAGGGGCCUUCAGGAGGCCAUUGAUGCUCAGCAAACUAAACUGGAUGGCUUAGAAUUAGCUGCACAUGGAAAUUUGUCUUCAGAAGGUCAGGAGAUUAUCAGAUAAGAUUGUUCUUUCUUCCAGGGUGAUGCAAGUGUGCAAAUGUAACAAACAAAUAUACCCAUCUCAUACCUCAUAUUUUAAUAUUUAAUUCUGGCAGAUGCCUUAAUUCAACUCCAGAAGCUCGACUCUCUGUUAAAAGAGGAGGCCAAAAAUCUGCUCACAGUCAUCAAUUUUCUUCACAAGAAGCAUAAAGAGUAUGCGCAGGAGGUACAGGCUUACGUUGAUAAUCAUGCAAGAGAUCAGUCUGAGAUAAAGCGUCUUUCAGGUUCCAAAGACAUGCUAUUUUGUUAUUCUCAUAUUUAGAGUGUGAACCUGUUAUGCAGAGUUAACUUUGUUGAGCAAAUGUGCUCUUGGUAUUUCUUUGAUAAUCCAGAUUUUUUAAAAAUAAAAGGUAAAUUGAUCUGAAUAAAACAAUUACAUACGAUGAGUAGAGAAGAGAGGGAACGAUCAUAAGGAAAGACAGUUCCUUUCCUCCUGCAAGAUUCAAUUUUUGAAUUCCAUUGAAGAAACUUCGGAUGAUGAGAAGGAGCAAAAAAUUACGCAAAGGAGGCAAAUUAUCUCGGUGUAACCCAUAUUUUCGUAAGAGAGUAUUUCGGCUGCCACGGUUUUUGCUUAGGAAAGUCAUAAUAUAUUUUCGUAGUAGUGCAUAUUCUUUUUCGUGCUUUCUCAUGGCUGGCAUUCAAUCAGACCGGGUUGUAUUUGUCAUGCAGAACAGUUUUGCUCGCAAUGUGGCAAUUUUGUGCCAACCUAAUGCCCUCGAAAUUUUUAUCUGGUACAAUUUAGAACAGCUUUGUGUAGUUUCUUUUUGCUUUCCCUCUUAAUCUGGGUAAGGAUAGGUUCACAAUAGUGAACAUGAUAUCAGUAUGAGACCUCUGUUAAUUAAUGACCGUCUCUCUUGGCAGUAUUGCAAAAGGUUACUAAUGAUUUAGUUUAUUUCAGCUCGCUUGUUUGUUGGCAGAGUUUAUGUCGACCUGUAUCUUCAUUUUAUCUUUCUCGUUGUCUUCUUAAAGUAAUGAAGACCUGAGAACAUUUUUUCCUCUCAGUGCUUCUUUGUUUUUGUCACAUCUGCAUACAUCAAGGAGUCACUAUGGUUCGUUACUUUUUAAACUUUUUUCUCUCUCACUGGUUCCAAUUUUUGAUUUAAAAGGUGAGCUGGAAGAAGCUAUGGCAGAACUCGAGGAAACCCGACGCAAGGUGGUUAGUUUAAAAAUGCAGAAGGAUGGAAUGUGUAGAAUAAGCUCUCCAACAUUUAUUGCCGUAAAUGGUAAUAGCUCACCAGAAAAGCAAAAUAUUAGCUUAAGGGAGUUAAAAAACUCUGUUGAGGAAGCUAAGGUAUAUCCUGUUACCAGACUUUUUCAUGUAAAUUUUUUUCUACUGAUUUCCGCAUGACAUGUUACCUGACUGUGAGGAAUUAAUUUUUUAUUCCGUACUACUCUUCCCUGGGAGUAAAUUGCACAGAUACUAGCAGCUGCUCGCCUUUCAGAACUUCAGGAGGCCCAAGAAAAUAAUUCAAGUAUGUCAAAACAACUUGAAGCUCUCAAGGUCUGUUUUUCUCCCUAGAUUGCUUGGUUUCUCCACUUCAUUAUAAAUUCCAUUUUCUGAGGUCUCCAUUGUAAUUUUUUUCAAUCUGGUUACUUCAUGCGCGUACAGGACCAGUUGAGAGAUGACAGACAUGUUAGUGUAUCUAGACCCUACUUAGCCAUGAAUGAAAAAUUGCAGCACCUAAAUACAGAAAUCGAACGGUGCAGAGGAUUGGCGGAUACGUUACAGGUAACUGCUUAUCUGCUAGAAUUUGUUCUUAUUGCUCUUCGUCAUGUUCUUCUGAAGGCUUAUUGUCACACUUAUGUUCAGGCUGACCGGAAUCAUAUGAUAAGGAGAGAGAAGGAACUCGGUGCAAAAGCAGAUUCGGCUGAUGCUGCUAGGAAUGCUAUUAUCAUUUCUAAUGCAAAGAUUGAAGAGCUGGAGCUUCAACUUCAUAAGUGUAUUCUGGAAAGAAAUGAAAUUGAGAUCAAACUCGAAGAAGCUGUACAGGAUUCAGGUAAAUUCAGAAGAUUCGUACACUGCUAUCAAACUCGAAGAAGCUGUACAGGAUUCAUGGGUUGUCAGCUUCAUGGGUCAGAUCAGACUGGCUAGAUCAAGUGAUCAAUCCAUUUAAAAACUGUUAACAAUCUGGCCAAAUUUGAUCCAAUCUGACCAAAUUGGGAUUGGCUGACUCUAUGUGGUUGAUCUUCCUUUAAGGAUAUUGUGCACUCUUCUUAUGACGCGGUUUUAAAAUCCAUUGGGACUUUUCAGGGAGGAAAGAUUUUAAAGAUGAGAUCCAUGUCAUGGCUUCCGCAUUGUCCCGGGAAAUGGAAUUAAUGGAGAUGCAGUUGAAUCGAUGCAUGGAGGCAGCUCGUGAAGCUGUUUCACUUCGUGAGGAAGCUUCUUCUCUGGAAGCUCUACUGAAGACAAAGGUUUGUGACCAUCAUCCUUGCCGUUUUCAGGGUAGAUCUUAUUUAUCAUGUUUUGAUGAAAGUUAUUAGGGAUGGAAAGAGCUGCAUUUUAAAUUUCCCAUAAAAUCUCAUUUUACGAGCAGGAAAGGUAGAGUGGUAACUCAGGGAGAGAUAAAGGAAGCUACUUGGUGAGGCGCGGAGGGAGAAAGAAUGGGGGGUGUGCCUUCCAAAAUGUACAGAGAGGGAGGCAUGGAGGAGAGGGAUGUCAUGGGGAAGCAAAAGAUAGGGGAGGGGUACUUCAGAGGCAGGUUACUAUAAUAGCAAGGUGGGUCAUAUUUGGAAAUGUUUAGCAAUCCCCUGAACGCAUAAAGAAUUUAUAUUUCUAGAGGAGGGAAAUAUUCAGGCUUCUCCCAUUCAAGGGUGAAGUGAGAGGGGAGAGGAACAUGGGAAUCCCUUGUUAGACUGCUGGGGUGAACCUGAACAUUGAAUAACAUAUUCACGAGUGAAGGCAUACUGUUAGUUAUGACAUGAUUUCCCCGUGGCAAACUAGUUGGGGAGUACUCUCUUACACCGAGUGAUGUACAUUAGCUUCGGGUUGGUGCAGGUGAGGGGUAACUGUAGGCCUGAACAGUUCGUAGGAAGGUUCUCGGAAAUGUUGGUAGGUUUGCUGUGAUUGCAGCGUGAUGACAUUUGGAGUGAGGGUUUGACGAACUGUGUGAAUGAGGAUAAGACAAACAGCAAGAGAAGGUGGUGACGUGUGGUUUCCAUAAUGAGUUCUAGUGCCCUAGGAAUGUGUGGGGAGUGAAAGCAAUUCAAGAAGACAUGGUGAAAUGGUUUCCUUUUCAGUUAGGGGUUGAUGUCCACACGCGAUUCUUUCAUCAGUAGAAAAGAGGAACGCUCCAUGGUGUUGUGGGAAAUGUGGAGGUAACUGUGAUGUCAGAUAUAAUAAUAAUCCCGUUUUUUGGUUAAAAUAUGCAUUUAAGUGUUCUUUGAAUUGAGUUUUUCCCCUUCUUUUCUUUGCCGAAUGUGGCUUUGCAUUUGUACUCUUGGUGAUAUUUCAUAGGAUGUCGAACAAAUUUUCGUUUCUAGGACAGACAGUUGUCCCCCCGUUAGUUAUUCUUUAAGGCAUAUAUAAUUUUAGAUAUUGGGUGCCGACCAUUGCCUUUUCAUUUUAUGAUAUCUUUUGCUUGGUGAUUGUUGUACGAUGCAGUUGCCCAUCUUAAUCAUAUCAUUAUUUGCGCGUUUUUGUAGCACAAAGUUCUGUGACCUGAGGUUCUCAUACGGGUAUACUUCUGGGAAACAGGAUUUAGAAUCCAUUGGCGAACAUAGUUGACAUCUAGGAAGCAAAUCUGUUUGCCCUUUUGAAGGCUUUUCUUUGCCUUGAAAUUUGUACUAUCCUGUAAUUAUGUGGACACAUGUUCUGUCAUUGAUUUCAGUCGACAAGUUGAUAUGGGUCCUACUUAUUUGUGAUAUUAUGUUUAUUAGACCGGUGAACACAAGGCCCUAUCAGAUAAAUGUGCUGAACAAAUGGUGGAGAUAAAAUCUCUCAAAGCGCUGGUAUGUUUUUUAUUGACCGUCUGAUGUUUUCUUUUCUCUCUCAUCUGUAUCACUGGAAACUGUGGUAGUUUUAACCUUUUAGUAAUUUAUUACAUAUUCUUAAUAAAGUAAUAUUUGUAGAUUGAUAAGCUUGAAAAGGAAAAGGAGGAGCUUCAGAACAUCCUUGAUAUGUAUGGACAAGAGUGCUUUGACAAUCGGUAUGUCUUCAGGUUUACAUUUCUCUUUUAUUUUCUAGAGAGGGAUCAGCCAGGGCAUCAGACUCUUCUUUUCUCGAAAGUACUUGGAUACCAGAUAAUUUUUUAACCGUCUCACAGUUUCAUUUUUUAAUUAUUUGACAUUUUUUUGAUAAAAAAACUCCAGUUACGAAAUGGAUUCGCUGAGAUUUGCCCCUUAUUUUAUGCUCAUACUGAUUUAAAACGCCAAAUAUCAUGGCUACUUUAAGUGAAUGCGCUCAGUAUUUAAUCAAAUUUCACUAUUUGACUAAGCUGCUGUAAUAAGCACGAAAUCCUUCAAGUUUGUGUUCAGCAUGACAAAAGUAUGACUUAAUCCUCAAUUUUCGUACUCAUAAUUUGUCUUAUUUUGUAGAACAAUCGUGGAAAUCAAAGAGUCAGAGCACAGAGCUCAUAUGCAAGCUGAAAUGUUGAGAAGUGCUCUGGAUGAACAUAAUCUUGAAUUGCGGGUCAAAGCUGCAAAUGAGGCUGAGUUGGCUUGCCAGAAAAGACUCAGUGCUGCUGAAGCUGAAAUAGCUGACUUAAAAGAAAAAUUGGACUCCUCUGAGAGGUUGUUGACUAGCUUCACGCACUUGAAGUUUUUAGCUUUGUAUCAGAUAAAGUGUUCGCGGUUAAAAUUAUGCCUAUUGGCUAGUCAUUCACUUCCCUUAUAUUUGAUCUUUGCAUCUCUAUAUUGUUGUACAAAAAAUAUUCUUGGAAGUUGUCUAGUGAUUGUAAAAUUUUGCAUUGAGCUGCCUCCAUAGAUAUGUAGAUACUUACGUAUACACUGAUGUGUUAGUGGGCUGACUGUUGUUUUAUUACAUGUAAAUAUACAUAUGUAAUGAAGUAUGUUAGCAUUCUACUGCAAUCUAAUUCAUUGUCGUCUAUAUGAAUUUCUUACGCUUUGAAUAAGUCAGCUGUUUUCCAUACAUUUCUUUCAAUGUCUUAAAGAAUUAAAAAAUAGCCAGUUAGACUCAUAUAAAUCCAUACCAUAUGUAAAACUUGAACUGAGCUGCUUUGCAAGACGCCAGUGUUCUUUUGCUUGGCGAUGGGAAGUAUUGCCCCAUACUUCUCUAUGUCUGGCUAUGUUGUUCAGAUCAGGACAAGCCAUGGAUGAAAAUUGAGAUUAUUCGGACAAUGACUUGAAUACUGAGAUUAGCAAAAGUUGUUUUUUCCUUGAUGAGACUCGAGUAGUAUGGCCCCCCAUCACCCGUACAAAACAAUUAUGUCUAAGGCUGACUUAGGUCCCAUAUCUUCAAACAAACCUCAUCGCACAAAAGAUUUAUCUGCCAUGAUGGAUACAUUUGCCCCAACAUCUACUCUGAGCUUUCCAUUCUCCUCUUCAGAUUGCAAGUUUAUUGUUGCUUCGUUUGAUUUUCCAUUUCCUCAACAAUGUUUGAUUCUCGCCUCUUCAACGCAUCGCUAUUUGUAUCUUGGUAACUAGUCAUUUCUUGUCCUUUUAUCGGUGUAUUGUAGCUUUUCAUCGUCGUUCAUUGGUCUCCCACAGUAUGGUGUCAGAAACCCCUGAAACGUUUUUGCUAGUCCUGCUGUUCUGAAGAAGACUCCCUCUCAUGUAUCCGAUCUCUAUAACUAUAUUAUUAUGUAUAAACGAAGGCCAUUCAUUGACCUGAUGAUCAUUGAGUUGUUGGCGAUUCAAAUUAUUGGAAUGCGAUCUUCGCUUCCAUUGCCAUCUAAUUAGCAACGGCGUACUGGUCCAUUAUUUUCUUCUUUCCAUGCUUACAUAUUUUUUUCUUGCAGGGAGUUACUGGAGCUUCGAGAGGCAAUUAUAGUUAAGGAUGCUGAAGCAGCUGCCUACAUUUCUGAAAUUGAGGUAUAUUUUUUUUUCAUAGUGCUAAAAUAAACUAGCUACUCUAAUCUCAUCCUCGAUUUAUCAGACAAUCGGGCAAGCCUAUGAAGAUAUGCAGACACAAAAUCAACAUUUACAGCAGCAGGUUGUGGAUAGAGAUGAUUAUAAUAUAAAGGUAUUUUGUAAUUAUUUUCCUUGCUCCUCCAUUAUCCAAGCUUACUUUUUUUUUUCCCCUUAAAGAUUAUUGACAAAGAAUUACGGAGGGAACCACUAUGGUUCGCCACUAUGACUGAUCUCGAAGUUAGACAACGUCGACUGCUUUUUCAAUACAAAAUAUUUUUUAAAAAAGUAUUAUAUGAAAUCGGAUAUUCUGGAGGUAUGAUGAAUGCUACCAUAAACGUGUUCCACAGAAAAAAAUGUGAAAAGGCUGUAAGAUGAUGAUCAUUCAUAUGCUUUGCAUGUGUGUUCUCAAAUAAAUGAUUUCCAAACCCGAAACACCGAGGAUUAGUUUCUGAAAUCAACGAGCCCUUCUUUUAAACAUGAAAGCAUGAAGUAGAUUACCGAUCAAACCAUUAUACUUCUUAACUACCGAAGGUACCUCAAAAACGUGCCCAUAUGACGCCCUCUAGUGGAGAUUUGACAUGGAUGUAUACCUGAACGCAUCUCCCUACUAUAGGGCGAAUCACACCAUUACGAUCCCUAAUUGAUCUGGGGUUGAUCAAUUGCACAGUGUACAAUCAUGGCCAAAUGGCAUAAGGUUGGUUAAGAAAACCGCCUCGAUGAUCGGAUUGCCUUUUUAAUGUAGCUUAUAUAGAAUGACAAAGCUUCUGAACAGAGUUUUUCUUCCCUUAAAAAUUACUUCUUUCUAGGUACCCCAAUCCAGCCAUUAUGGUGGGGGUAUGAAGGCGUUCUGCCUUUUUUUUUUUCAUUUUUUUUCUUUUUCAUCUGGUAGUUGGUUCCAUAGCUUAAUCCGGGUGCUAACCAGCCAACCCGAGUGAGAUCGACUGAUUUAUUUACUGCGAGUGAUCCGUGUUUGCCUUUUAUUUUUUCCUUUUUAGUUUCAAAUGCUCUUUUAAUUUACCCUUGGAAUCAGGGGACCAAGAUCCAUUUAGAUUCCGUUGAGAAUCUGAUUUUUGCAUAAUUUGGCCGAUGGAACAUCAACCCAAUUUGUCGACUGAUUUAUUCUGGGUUAAACAUCGUGAAAGCUGGAGAGACGGACUGGGCCGAUGGAACCUUACAAGAACAACCAGAUGAAAAAUUCUUGUUUUAUAUGCUAAUUUCUUUAUACCAUUGCACUGCCAAUCAUAGAUCUAUAUAAAUAUUUUUUUUGAAGAUCAGAUUUCCAUUUAUUUGUAUUGGGUUGGGUCGUGUCGGAUCCCCAUGUGCCCAAAAUUCCUUCAUCCCUGGAGAAAAGUAGUGGUCACAUAGCUGGCUAGUGCCUCUCAUCAAAGACCUUUCACAUAGCUCACAGCUGCAUGGUCUCAAAGGCACAACAUAAGCACUAGGCUUAAAAUUCUUCGGGUCUCGUCCUGAAUCGCAAUAUGGCUGGUCUUUUGUCUUUCUCAGCUGGUUUCUGAGAGCGUGAAGAUGAGGCAGAUGCACGGCUCUCUGCUCUCCGAGAAGCAGGCCAUGGCGAAGCAACUCCAGCAGGCUACUUCGUCGAUAGAGUUCGUGAGAGCAAAGAUCUCUCAUGGCGAAGACCAGGUUUCCAGUUAAAUCUUUGCUCUCUUUGGACGAUUUGUAACUCGCAUGCUCAGUGAUUCUUUCUCUCUGACGGCUGAUUUGCUCACGCAGAUGAAGACUCUUCUUGCGCAAGCUGAAAAGGUUUCUGUGGAAAACAGGCAUCUCACCUUGAACACAGAAAAAACCAGGCUCGAACUGGUGGAGACCGAGAAGGAUCUGAAGUGGCUGAAGUCCGCCUUCGAAUCCUCCGAGAAGGAACUCGAGCAGAACCAGCAGAAGGCUACCAAGCUCCGCACGGACCUUGACGACGAGAGGUACACGGGGCGUCCGUCCCCAUGGAAAGCAUUCCUUGCUUCUGUCUUUCCUGCAGAAUUACACAUCCAUAAUGCGAACGUCUGCUCGGCAGAACCAAAGGGAAGAAACUCAAGGAAGAGCUCGAGCGGGUGACGAGCCUGCUCGAGAGGAUGAGCCCAGAAAACGAGGCCGCCGCGACCCAGAGGCUCCAAGACGAGAUCAAGGAAUGCAAGGCCAUUCUCAAGUGCGGCGUCUGCUUCGACCGCCCAAAGCAGGUGAGCCCCGUCUCACUAACCAUGCAAAACCAUGCACAUCGUCCCCAGCAGAACCACCAUGGUUGCUGACACGAUGAGCUCGGCUCUGCCAUUCGCAGGUCGUGAUCACCAAAUGUUUCCAUCUCUUCUGCUCCAAUUGCAUCCAGAGGAACCUCGAGAUCCGCCACCGCAAAUGCCCUGCUUGCGGAACUCCCUUCGGCCAGAAUGACGUCAAGGAAGUAAAUAUAUAG